CCGAAUCGCCUAUACAGAGUAUACACAAUUCGGUACCACCCGCCAAGCCACCUGGAGCAGUUCAUCGCUCCACUAACGCCAACACUGUUGCUAUGCUGACGCAGUGACGAUUUUAUUGAAUUAAAUGCCAUGUUUGAGAUUAUACUGCGUAACAGCACAGUUUAUCAAGACUCAACAAUUGGAGGAACACGAUAAGAUAGCGAAGAUCGACCUGGGAAACGCAAGACUGGUACAAUCUUACAAACACUUACUACACAAAAUCAAUACAAAUGACCUCCUCGAAAACACAGAAAAUUUCGAAAUGACAGUAAACGACUUAAGGCAUAUAGAAUUUUCUGAAGAAAUAAUUGAAGUUUUAAAAGAAAAGGUAGACCAGCUAAAAAUCAAAAUUAAAGCAUUAGUACCUUCAAGAAGGGAAAAAAGAGGAUUGGUUAACGGCUUUGGCAGCUUAAUAAAAGUUGUAACAGGAAAUAUGGACGCUAAAGACGCCCAACAAAUAAAUGAUAAGUUUAACGUUGUUAAGGAAAACGAAGAUCAAAUUACACAAAAAAUUAACCAACAAAGUAUACUUAACCAAGAAAUUACCUUAAGAUUCGAAAACAUUACACAACACAUAAACCAAGAACAAACAACUAUUAACAACUUCAUUAAAAAUUACAACAACAAUAUAUAUAAAACACUUAAUGACGAACACAACCAAAUACAGUUACUCCAAUACAUUACUAGAAUUAACUUUAAUAUAGAUAUUUUACAAAACCACAUUAAUAGCUCAGCGGAAAGCAUUUUGCUAACUAAACUCAAUAUAAUACCUAAAUUCAUAUUAUCAGAAACAGAAAUCGAAUCCAUAAACAAAUUUAUAUCCAAUCAGAACAUAAUAGCAGAAUCCGAAGAACAUUUAUAUAGAUUGCUAACCUUAGAAACUUAUAUUGAUAAAUCAUACAUAAUAUUCCAUGCCAAAAUACCUUUAUUUAAGACACAAAUUUUCCAAUUAGCACACGUGGUCCCUCGGCCACUACAUCAAACUAAAUUCUUAAUCACACCUAACUACAUUUUAUAUAACCAAAACGACCAAGUUAUGAUACGUACUUCGAAGAAAAGUGUCCGAAAAUACAUACGACCUAUAUAUGCGAAAGUGCUCGAGCACAAACCAACUUAAUCGACAUCAGCUGUAUCAAAGGAAUACUCCAAGGUCAAACAACGACAUGCGACAUUAAAGACAUCGGACUGCAAGAAAUCAUCAAGGAAGUGGAACAACGCCACAUCUUCAUAUUCAACACCGUGAGAACCAACAUCACAUCCUCUUGCCGACCUCCCUUCUUAAUCAAUGGGUCAGUGAUACUAACAUUUAACAACUGCACGGUCAAUAUUAAUGGCCUAACAUAUGACGAUACGUUGAUGGAAUUCGAACAGAAAACAGAACUCUCAAUAGAGUGGUUCAAGAAGAUUAAUAAUAACAACACGUUCGAUGGCAUAAACCUGAAUAAACUUCACCUACGGUCUCUGUCCAGCCAAGACGACCUAAUUGUCAUGAAAACCUCAGCAACAAACCAUCUUUACACAAUUUACAUUUUAUCAUAUUUGCCUUAUUGACCAUAUGUGCAGCAUGUAACCUGACAUGUAGGAAAAGGAGCAUAAUUUUCGACUCGACAGAGCUCCCGUUGAAUUACGCUCCGGCCAUUCCAUCAAUGUGGCCGUCACUCCAUUCCAGGGGGGAGGAGUUACCGAAUCGCCUAUACAGAGUAUACACAAUUCGGUACCACCCGCCAAGCCACCUAGGAGCAGUUCAUCGCUCCACAAACUCCAACACUGUUGCAAUGCACUAACUCCAACAGUGUUGCAAUGCUGACGCAGCAGUGGACAGGAUGUCGAUUGCGACAGUUUUGGUAAACAAAACUAUAACUGCCGCAGCAGCAUUUCGGACAAUGAAAACACAGCACAUUCUUGUAAACAUUUUAGCUUAAGUUUUUAUUCGACUAAUAAAUUAGAG
Drosophila mauritiana is the source of this 1987-nucleotide messenger RNA. Its product is annotated as probable kinetochore protein NDC80. Lineage: Eukaryota; Metazoa; Arthropoda; Insecta; Diptera; Drosophilidae. The transcript has 2 exons. The record is from RefSeq and is a predicted model, not a curated record. Bases 125 to 1156 code for a protein of 343 amino acids.